CUUGCGUUCAACAAGUCCAGCAAACGGAGCAGCAGCUGAACCUCAGUGAACUAUCAAGUGUAUCUAUUUGUUUCUUUGUGAAAGUAACCAAAUCCCAAAACUUUUACCAGCAUGUCCUUCGCACAGUUCUUGGUCGCCUGCUGCCUGGCCUUCGUCCUGCUUUCCGUGUCCACCACUCGGGCUGCAGCUCAGGGUCCUCCUCUCUGCCAGACCGGCAUCGUUGAGGAGAUGCCCCCGCACGUUAGGAAGGUGUGCCAGGCCCUCGAGAACUCCGAUCAACUGUCCACGGCUCUCAAGUCCUACAUCAACAACGAGGCAUCUGCUCUGGUGGCCAACUCCGAUGACCUCUUGAAGAAUUACAACAAACGCACGGAUGUCGAUCACGUUUUUCUGCGCUUCGGCAAGCGUCGUUAAGGACAUGGACUCCAAGGAUAUCACUGCUAAACCCUGUUUGAUCCCGACUCGAGACAACGACUCCUGGACCUUGACACAAUCGGCGAAAUCGUUUCUGUUCACACAAAGCACAGCACUAUUUUGAUGUCUUCAACAUAUUAUGCAAAUGUAAUCAAUGGAAACUCAGAACUUUACUCAAUUGGAAGCUCUCUAGUUCAUUAAAUAACAAAUCGAUGUGUCCAAUGUUUCUAUAAAAAAAAAUCGAAUACAUAUUUGUACAUAAUCAAAGACCCCCGAAACGUUCUUAAAGUUGAUUCCUUAGUUUUAAAUUUAUUUUGAUUAAAUGCUUUCCCGAAGCGGGACUUUUAAAUGUUAAAAAUAAUACUACAUAUUACCUUUUUAAUGUUUCACCUAUAAUUCCCUUGCAUGAAGCACUAUUAUAAAAUAACCAACAAAUGUUUUAAACUCCACACAAAAUUUGUUAUUUUUUAAAUAAAGACAAACUUUUCCUCUCAAUAUGUCAAUGCAUGAUAAAAUGCAAUUGAAA
Drosophila ficusphila is the source of this 940-nucleotide messenger RNA. It is a transcript of the gene Ms, whose product is annotated as dromyosuppressin. The record is from RefSeq and is a predicted model, not a curated record. Bases 112 to 414 code for a protein of 100 amino acids. Lineage: Eukaryota; Metazoa; Arthropoda; Insecta; Diptera; Drosophilidae. The transcript has 3 exons.